GUCCGGAAGUGCUGUGGCUUUUUUUGUGUGUCCAGCUUGGCUGUUUUAUCCUCACAUUACGGACUCUAGCUGUGAUUGUGACGAGCUCAACAUAAGAAUUAAUAAUUAUUUAGCUCUCACGAGGCGACCGCAUGUAUUUGUGUGACACAGAGGGAACACAGAGGACGUGUCGCGGGUAAAAAGUUUGUAAAUCUAACUUAACUGGCAUGCCGGAUGGCUAACGUUAGCUAGCAUGCUAACAGGCUGAGAAAGCUGCCAGCUGACUGUAGGUUUAUUCCUGUGUACAUAGCAUUUUACAGAUUUAAUUUAAACGGAAGAAUGAAUAGGAGCCAGGAGAAGUCCAGUCAGACUCUUCACCGGACUGCGGUUUAAUUUUAAUAUUGAGGUUACAGUGAUGAUCAGGAUACUGGGAACAUAAAUACUGGAACUGGUCGAGACUGGGUGACUGAAGAUGGAAGAUAAAUACAGUAGCAACGUGCUGUCAGGGGGGAAACUGGGGAUGGUGGAAGUGCCCAACUCUAGGUUAACCAGAUACAUAGUUUUACUGGUUAUCACAAAGGUCCUCAAGGCUCUUGGGAUCUUUGAAUCUUACGAUAUCCUGAAGGUUGUUCACAUCGUCCAGUUCAUCUUCAUACUAAAAUUAGGGAGUGCCGUCGUUCUGCUUUUCUUUCAAAAGCCUUUCUCCUCUGGCAAAGUCAUCUCAAAACGACAGUGGAUAAAGUUACUAAAGCAUGCUGUUUUCAGCUGUGUCAUAUCCCUCCUGGGCUUCUUCGGUCUAACUCUGUGUGGACCUCUGAGGACAUUGUUGCUUUUUGAGCACAGUGAUGUGGUGGUCAUUGCUCUCCUUGGCGUCCUGUUCACAAGCUCAGGAGGGGGGCCGUCCAAGACCAGAGGCGCUGCUCUCUUCAUCAUCGCUGUGAUCUGCCUCCUCCUCUUUGACAAUGACGAUCUCAUGGCAAAGAUGGCGGAGCACCCUGAGGGACAUCAUGACAGCGCGCUCACUCAUUUCCUCUACACAGCCAUCGCGUUCUUAGGGGUUGCAGAUCACAAAGGAGGUGUUGUGCUGCUGGUGGCCUCCCUGUGCCUGAAGGUGGCUUUCCACACGGCCUCCAGGAAACUGUCAGUGGAAAUCGGUGGUGCGAAACGCCUCUAUGCUCUUGACAACCUGGUCUCUGCUAUGGUGCUGCUGCCCUGGGUCAUAGUGCUCUCAGCAACCACAGAAAGUAAAGUAGAGUCAUGGUCGGCCCUCAUCCUACCGUUCGGGAUGGUCAUCUUCUCCGUAAUGAUCCUGGAAUUUUACGUCGAGGCCAUCUGCAACACAAAGAUGGAGACGCAAAGGUGCGCCCGCUACGGUGCCAUCGCUCUCUUCCUCAGCGCCCUGCUGCUGGCCAACUUCUGGACACAUCCACUGACAGACCAGCUGCGCUCCAUGAGCAAACCGCCCCAGCAGGUCAGCACGGAGCAUGUGCUCUCUGGGGGAGUGCUGGUCAGCGCCAUCUUCUUCAUCAUGUCAUCCAGUAUCCUCUCGUCUCCGUCAAAGAAAGGUCAGAAGGGCACCUUGGUGGGUUACUCACCUGAAGGGACCCCUCUGUACAACUUCAUGGGCGACGCCCUGCAGCACACAUCGCAGUCCCUCCCACGGUUCAUCAAAGAUUCUCUGAAACAGAUCCUGGAAGAGUACGACUCCAGGCAGAUCUUCUACUUCCUGUGUCUCAACCUGGCUUUCACCUUUGUGGAGCUGUUUUACGGCGUCUGGACCAACAGUCUGGGACUGAUCUCUGACGGUUUCCACAUGCUCUUUGACUGCUCCGCUUUAGUCCUUGGCUUGUUUGCUGCCCUCAUGACUCGCUGGAAAGCGACCAGGAUCUUCUCCUACGGGUAUGGUCGUGUGGAGAUACUUUCUGGAUUCAUCAAUGGCCUGUUCCUGAUGGUCAUCGCUUUCUUUGUCUUUGUGGAGUCUGUCACACGAGUGUUGGAUCCUCCUAACAUAAACACAGACAUGCUGACUCCGGUGUCUGUCGGAGGCUUACUGGUCAACCUGGUGGGUAUCUGUGCUUUCAGUCACGCUCACUCCCACGGCGGCAAAAGCUGCUCCUCACACGACCACGGUCACUCUCACCAUGGCCACUCCCACAGCGAGCACAGCCACGGAGGCCACGGCCACUCUCAUGGAGGGCACGGGCACGGUGGACACAGUCAUGGCGGGCACAGCGGACACGGGCAUGGUGGACACGGGCACUCCCACGGCUCAGGGGGCGGAGGCAUGAACGCUAACAUGAGAGGUGUUUUCCUCCAUGUCUUAGCGGACACGUUGGGCAGCGUCGGCGUGAUCAUCUCCACCAUCCUCAUCCGUCAAUUCGGCUGGUUAAUCGCCGACCCUAUUUGCUCGCUCUUCAUUGCUACGCUCAUUUUUCUCAGCGUUAUCCCUCUGCUUAAGGACGCCUGCGAGGUUCUGCUCCUACGAAUUCCUCCAGAAAAUGAGAAGGACCUGAACAGUGCUCUGGAGAAGAUCGAGAAGAUUGAAGGAGUGUUGUCGUACAGAGAUCCUCACUUCUGGAGGCAUUCAGCCAACAUGAUCGCAGGGACCAUCCAUCUCCAGAUCAUGCCAGAUGUGGUAGAGCAGAGGAUCAUACAGCAGGUGACGGUCAUUUUGAAAGACGCAGGGGUGAACAAUCUGUCGAUCCAGGUGGAGAAGGAGGCUUACUUCCAGCACAUGUCUGGACUUAGCACAGGAUUUCAGGAAGUUCUGGCAAUGACGCAGCAGAUGGAGUCCAUGAAAUACCUUAAAGACGGGACGUGUAUCAUGUAA
This is a messenger RNA of Epinephelus lanceolatus (giant grouper), 2809 nucleotides long. RefSeq names its product solute carrier family 30 member 5 (gene slc30a5). The record is from RefSeq and is a predicted model, not a curated record. Gene Ontology annotation, molecular function: zinc ion transmembrane transporter activity. Gene Ontology annotation, cellular component: membrane; Golgi apparatus; cytoplasmic vesicle. Gene Ontology annotation, biological process: intracellular zinc ion homeostasis; zinc ion import into Golgi lumen. NCBI's taxonomy places the organism in Eukaryota, Metazoa, Chordata, Actinopteri, Perciformes, Serranidae.